Molecule: messenger RNA, 2061 nt
Organism: Penicillium egyptiacum
Lineage: Eukaryota; Fungi; Ascomycota; Eurotiomycetes; Eurotiales; Aspergillaceae
Source: the annotation of a GenBank genome assembly
AUGGCUUCGAUGAACAUGGGCAUGUUGCCCACCAUAAAAUGCUCCAAUUGCGGGUGCAACGUCGAGAUCUCCUCUAUGGGGGAUCAUACUUGUAUUCGAAAUGAUUUUGUCGCGCCUAUCCCAUCGCCGCCUCCAUCGGCAGGGUUCGAUUCGGACCGAUUCACAGAGGCAAAGGUUGGCCGCGGGCCCCCUCCGGCCAUAGACCCCUCUGCUGCAAAUCGAGCGUUUUUGCAGCCAAAUAUGCCGACACCAGCUAACAGUGUCCAUCUGUCACCUCUCCCUGCCAGUCCAGCACCUUCAUCCAUGGUGCGCCCGUCUCAGAACAGUCUGACCGAUGAUUCUGUCUUCUCAUUCCCCAUGCCUGGAAACAGGUCGCCGACUGAAGUAAGGACACCAAGUCCAAUGACGGAUCGGACUGCGCUUAAAGCACUACCACCAGUCCCGCCGGGACAAGGGCUGAGUUUGACUCCAGAGAAUAUACGCCUUCCACCUAGUCCACUACCACCUAAGUCCCCAGAUACGAAUCAUCACAGGGCGGAGUCGGCGGUGAGCAACAGCAGCUACCGGUCAUCUUUCGCCAGCAGUCGCUACGGCGAUUCCACAACGAGGUCAUCAGCCAACAGCCUCUCGCGUGGUUUCCGGUCAUUUAUGGACGACACACCACCAGUGCCGCUGGCACCUCUCCGCACACCCAACAAUACUUCGUUCCCUCGAGAUUCCAACGUCUCGGUGGUUUCAUCUCGGAUUAGCAAGGAAGAAGCUACUGGGUUCGAUUUUGGUAUUCCUAAAGGCCAAAACCCAGCCACUGGACUACAAGAUCUCCCGGAGGAACCUUCAUCGGGCCAAUUCCAGGAUCAUCCUGAAUAUAUCGCGUUCAAUCCUGCACAAACCCAUCUCCACCCUGCGACAGCGGCAACAGAGCCAGGUAGAGAUGCGCCAAGGAAAAGCUCAAACGCAAGUACAACAAGUGCAUUUUCCGUCACUAGCUUCGCCCGAGCCCUCGGUCUGGAGGAACAAAUGAAUCAAUCUGAAACCUCUGGCUCCGAUUCAUCGCCCUCUGAUGCACGCAGUGGUAGUUCCAUGUCCAGUCUUCCCUCCGAUACCAGCUUGAACCCACACAAACCUACCGAUCCGCUCAAUCUAGGGCCCUUGGUUGAAGAACUGCCCGCCCGGACCCGACAGACGAUUGUAGAAGUACCCGGCCGUAUGCGGAGCACCAUGGAAGAUGUCCCUCCUAUCCCAGCUGCUUUCUUCAGCCCGGAUUCACCUACUGACCCUUCAAUCAACCAAGGUGGCGUGUCGUUGAUUGCGGAGAAGAAAGAUGUGCCCCCGACUCCGACCCCAACACAACCGAAGCAAUCUAUUCCCCGAAAACCACCGCCACAACGAUCAUUUACAGCCCCCCUGCCACAACUACAAACACCAGCAACACCAACCCGAUCCGCCACACGUUCGAAGGGGAAAUGUAAAGGUUGCAACGAGACAAUUACAGGAAAAUCGAUAUCAUCCUCGGACGGCCGUCUCACAGGUCGGUACCACCGUGGCUGUUUCGUUUGUUUUGAGUGCCACUCUCCCUUCCAAACAGUCGAUUUCUAUGUCCUCAACAACAGACCUUUCUGCGCGCAACAUUACCACGAACGGAACGGGUCCCUUUGCGCCGGCUGUCACACCGGAAUCGAAGGCCACUACUUGGAGACCGUCGAGCGGAACCCUGCACGGUCAGAUCGCCGUCGAUUCCACACCCAGUGUUUGCAGUGUCGUACAUGUCAUGUCCUUCUCAAGGGCGAUUACUUCGAAUGGAAUGGCGAAGUCUUCUGCGAAAGAGAUGCUCGCCGAGCCGCUGCUGCAUACCACCCGCCACCUCCUGGUCCUUCUGGUCGUCGCCGGCCCACACUACCCUCGUCUCCCUUGGCCCAGUCUGGCCAAUUCCCACCAGGCCCGUACCCUCCAAAUGGCGGAAGACCUGCACCUGGGCCUGGACUGCACCCCGGUGCUCGAUUCCCCCCUGGAGGCGGAGGCCGGUUCCCUGAACGACGAACCACUAAGCUUAUGAUGAUUUGA